CUAAAGUACCUUGAUCAUUCAGCCUGUGCUUAAAAAACACUAGGGGCACCUGGGUGGCCCAGUGGGUUAAGAGUCUGACUUCAGCUUAGGUCAUGAUCUCAUGGUUCGUGAGUUCGAGCCCUGCAUCCGGCUCACUACUGUCAGUCUGUUGGUGCAGAAUCCGCUUUGGAUCUUCGUCUCCCUCUCUCUUCCCCUCCCCCUCUUGUGUUCUCUCUCAAAAACAAAACACAACAUAAAAAACACUUAAGUGGUGAUUGUCAUUAAUUUAGAAAAUGAGUACAGUUUACCCUUGAACAAGCGUUUUAACUGCACUUGUCCACUUACAUGUGGCAUUAUUUCAGUAAAUAUGAGAGAGUACUGUAAAUGUAUUUUCUCUUAUGACUUUAACAUUUUCUUUUCCCUAGCUCACUUUACUGUAAGAAUGCAGUAAGUAUGGGCGCCUGGGGGACUGAGUCGGUUAAGCAUCUGACUCUUGAUUUUGGCUCAGGUCAUGUCUUAUGGUUCGUAAGAUUGAGUCCUGAGUCAAGCUCUGCAUUGGCAGCACAGAGUCUGCUUGGGAUUCUCUCUUUUCCUGCCCCUCCUUUGUGUGUGUGCAUGUGCUCUUUAGCUCUCUCUCUCAAAUAAACAUUUUUAAAAAAGAAUGCAGUACAUGAUACAUAUACAAAAUAUGUGUUAAAGAACUGUUUGUUAUUGGUAAGGCUUCCAGUCAAUAGUGGGUUAUUAAGUACUUAAGUUUUGGGGGAGUCAAAAGUUAGAACACCUACUGCAUUAUUUAAAGGUCAACUGUAUGUUUCAGACCCUAUGUUAGGUUCUGGGAUAGUAAACAAAUGAUACUGUCCAUUACCCAGACAAGUUCAUUGUGUAUUAGGGAGAGUUGGAGAUUUCAGAAGGUGAGCUCCCUGGGCAGCAGACUCUGAACUGGAGGUAGUCCUGCAUGAGUUUUAUUAGACAGUGCUCUUAGGAUCAGCACGUUGGGAGAGAAGAGGAAAUUGAGUUGUGAUACGAUCUUAAUGAAGGACCCAACCAAUCCUGUGGAGAAUGUGAAGCCAGGAAGAGCCUUUAAAGUUACCCUUAGUUGGAGUGAAGAGGCCUGAUUUUGCAUAUGGGCUGGUCCUAGGAAGAGGAUAUGACAUUGGGUAAGGUAGCUCUUCAGCAGAGGCAGUUCUGAACAGGACUGACAACUGAGGGUUAUCUUUCAGUAGUACUUCUCAGCAGCCGGGACAACAAAUCCUUCGGUCUUGAACGGAGAUCUGUGUAGUUGGUAUUAUAACAGAUCUGUGUAGUUGGUAUUAUAACAGUGUCCGCUAUAGUCAGAGUCAACAUGGAUACUUGUAAACAAAUCAUUAUGAGCUGUGUAAGCUCAGCAGAAUAACUAAUUGUUAGAGGAAGUUAGGAAAGGCUUAUAGAAGAGAUGACAUUUGAGCUAGGUUUUGAAGAAUGAAUUAGGUUGUUUGGAAGGAGUAAGUGUAAGGAAGGGGGCAUCUUUCAUUGAGUCACUGAGAUUUCAUAACAUAGGCAGGAAAAUGAUUUAUUUGAAGGGCAGAGAGGUAAAUGCAUUAGCCGUUAUUCAGUUUCUGCCAAUUGUAAUGAAAAUCAUGAGGUCAUUUGCAAAAAUCUUGGUUUGUUUCCAUGGUGAUAAUUAAAAAAAAAAACCAAUUUAAGUCCCAGUAUGAUCAGGUUUGAGAUUAAGCCAAGCUCAUUGUGUCCAGAACCAAAAAGAUAGGCUGAGCUUGAGUGAGAAGCUUUUAUUCUAGGAAUCCAAAUUGGAUUUUGGUUCCAGCGUUGUCUCUCAUCCUUGAGUCAGAAAGAUAGGCUGAGCUUGAAUGAGAAGCUUUUAUUCUAGGAGUCUAAAUUAGAUUUUGUUACCGGCAUUGCCCCUCAUUCUUGAGUCUGGAACAGAUGAAUUUCCUUAACACUGAACACGUUAUUGUUUAUUGCUUAGUAUGUUCUCUCCUAGGAUUGAGCGUAUCUAUAGGGAGUCAGAAGAUAGUUUAAACUGAGGCUUUUCCACUCACUACUUCUUUGACCUUGGGAAAUUUGGUAAACACUUGAUCCUGUUUUUUUCAUCCUGAAAGUACAGGUAGUGAUACAUAAUACCAUCAUAUUAGGAUUGUUGAGAUAAUAUAUAAGAGCCUAUAUACUGUUAGGUGUUUUCCAGGGUAUUUUAUUGCUACUUAAAAUCCCUUUGUGAAAUGUAUGUGUGAGGUUAGGUUUUUGUUAGGAUAAGAUUAUUAAAAACAAAUUUUGAUUGUUAUGGAGCUGUGGGUUUGGUCUGUAGAAUUCAGUACUAUGAAACCCAAAUUAACAUUAAAAUCUUCAACAUAAGGAUGAAUGUCACAGAGGAAAACUAUUACUUGGCUUUUAAAUCCGGACGUGUCUGCUCUGUAGAUGUCAGAUUUACAUGAACAACAGAUUUCUGAUUGUGGGGGUGAAUAAGAAAAUGGAUGGCAAAAUUAUUGUAAUAACUUUAUUACAGUUCACAGUUUUUUGCUGUGCUGAUGAUGGGUCAAAAAAUUUAUUCAACAGAUACAGUAAAGUGAGUGUAUAGGGGCUCUGACUCAAGACAGCAGUAUGAGAGGGAUUGUGGUCAAAAUGGAACUGUCCAGACAUCUAACCCCUAGCACAACUGUCAAUUCUGAAUGCACUGUUGAAAAACAAAUGUAUAGAUAGAUAGACCCAUAGCCAGGUCUAGACUUCUGCUGAGCUUCCAAGAAUAUUUUCCCUGGAAAGGAGAGUUACCAGUUAAUAGGCUGAAGGCCCAGUCUGUCACUUUGUGACAUCUGUUAAAUUGAGAAGAGAGGAAACUUCAAGCAGAUCUCAUUACUGAAAGAGAAAUGAUGAUUACAUGAAAUAUAGUCUCUAGUUCCACGAGAAUGCAUUAGAGUCACUUGAACUUUUCAAAAUACAAAUGUCUAUAUCCUAACCCUGGACAUUUUGGUCCUCAUUUCUAGAAUAGGGCCUGGGGGGUUUUAUUUUGAAAAGCUUGUCAGCUAAUUCUGAUGUGGCUCUCUUGAACCAGUGGUUCACUGAGCUUUGUUUAAUUAGAGUUAUUAAAUUCAUGGAUGUGGAUAAAGAAUUAAGUGUUGGAAUUUUUUUUUGUAGGAGAGUUUAGGGGACAGAAUGUUGAUUUCUAUAAAACCAUUAGGUAUUUAGGGACAGCUUCAUCUUUUCCAAUGUUGCACAGAAUGUUUUGGUUGUUGGAAUAGCUGGAAGUACUAAAGGGACACUGGAACAUUGUGGGGAGCGCUUCCAAAUGUUGUAUUUAAUUCUAUUAUAUGAAUGAGGCAUGAUUUUACUAGAAGAAAAAACUGUUCCAUCAUGUGUAUAUAAUAGAAAAAUCGUCCUACCUGUCACAGAAUCCAGAUAAGCACGAUUGGCUGUUUUUGAGUUUUUAUAUUAAAAGUACAUAGUUUACUCAGUAUUUUCUUAUCUGCUGAUAGGUAAGUGGUAGCAGAUAUCUUAAGUUUAAGGAAAAUUUAUGAGGGGGACAGUGUUUACUUUGGAAUAAACUAUACCUUUAACUUGUUUUUUGGUCAAAUCUAAGGGAGAGCAAACUUCUCUUUUGUACUUCUUGAAACACUUUGGUCCAACUCAUUAAGUACAUAGUUUAGAUACUGCAGGAGAAUCAUUCAUAUGAGGUGGAGGGGGUUUCACCAAAGAUUUUCUGUAAUGUUUCCAAAGAUAGAAAAGUAGGGGACCAUAAAGAAUGGUCUUAAGAAGUAAGACUCAAAGAGAAUGUCAGAGCACCAGACUCUCUGGCAUUUGGAGAUGGGGGGAGGGGUAUGCAUAGUUUAAGUAACAUUUAAUAUUGUAACAUUUUAUAUACCAAAAUAAUAAUAAUAAUAAUAAGGCAAAAAAACCUUUUUGCAAUGCAAACUAUAGAAAAUAAAGCCUAACAAAAAUUUUAAUUUCUCAAGUGAUUAUAAUAGCAGAAUAUCAUUGUAAUUUUUAAUGGAUAUUGUGCAUAACCUCCUAGAUCUGGCAUAGUGGACCUGAAUCCUUCAUUAAAAGGGAGCUUUAAAAAAAAAGUUAAAAAACAUGGUUUUAAAGGGAUGGUUGAUUAUUGGUGGGAUCUGAAGUUUAAUCUCACAUUAUGGUACUGAUAAUUCAGCUCAAUUUUAGAAGAUCUUUUAUCAUUAUAGAGUUUUAGGAUAUUGAAUGAGAUUAAAGAUUAUGCUAUAGUUUGAAUGGGCCUCAACUUGUAAAAUGUCAUAUUUUUUGAAAGAAUUAAUUCUGUGGUCUUUAAAAAGUAAUAUUUUUUUCUUCUUUCAGCUAUCUGAAGCAAAGACUCAUUUUGAAGAUGUUUAAUAAGUCAUUUGGAACGCCCUUUGGGGGUGGCACUGGUGGCUUUGGCACAACUUCAACAUUUGGGCAGAGUACUGGUUUUGGUACUACUAGUGGAGGGGCUUUUGGAACAUCUGCAUUUGGUUCUAGCAAUAAUACUGGAGGCCUCUUUGGAAAUUCACAGACCAAACCAGGAGGAUUAUUUGGUACUAAUUCAUUUAGUCAGCCAGCUACUUCCACAAGCACUGGCUUUGGGUUUGGCACAUCAACAGGAACAUCAAAUAGCUUGUUUGGAACUGCAAGUACAGGGACUAGUCUCUUCUCAUCCCAAAACAAUGCCUUUGCACAAAAUAAACCAACUGGCUUCGGAAAUUUUGGAACAAGUACCAGCAGUGGGGGACUUUUUGGUACUACAAAUACCACCUCCAAUCCUUUUGGUAGUACAUCUGGCUCCCUCUUUGGGCCGAGUAGUUUUACAGCUGCUCCCACUGGGACUACGAUUAAGUUUAAUCCUCCGACUGGUACAGAUACUAUGGUUAAAGCUGGAGUUAGCACUAACAUCAGUACCAAGCACCAGUGUAUUACUGCUAUGAAAGAAUAUGAAAGCAAGUCUCUAGAGGAACUUCGUUUAGAGGAUUAUCAGGCUAACCGGAAAGGCCCACAGAACCAGGUGGGAGCAGGUACCACAUCUGGCUUGUUUGGGUCUUCUCCAGCCACCUCCAGUGCAACAGGACUCUUCAGCUCCUCUACCACUAACUCAGGCUUUGCAUAUGGUCAGAACAAAACAGCCUUUGGAACUAGUACAACUGGGUUUGGAACAAAUCCGGGUGGUCUCUUUGGCCAACAGAAUCAGCAGACUACCAGCCUCUUCAGUAAACCAUUUGGCCAGGCCACAACCACCCAGAACACUGGCUUUUCCUUUGGUAAUACCAGCACACUAGGACAGCCAAGUACUAAUACCAUGGGUUUAUUUGGAGUAACCCAAGCCUCACAGCCUGGAGGUCUUUUUGGGACAGCUACAAACACCAGCACUGGGACAGCAUUUGGAACAGGAACAGGUCUCUUUGGGCAGCCCAAUACUGGAUUUGGUGCUGUCGGUUCGACCCUGUUUGGCAAUAACAAGCUUACUACAUUUGGAACCAGCACAACCAGUGCUCCUUCAUUUGGUACAACCAGUGGCGGGCUCUUUGGUAACAAACCAACCCUGACUUUAGGAACCAAUACAAACACUUCCAAUUUUGGUUUCGGCACAAAUACCAGUGGGAGUAGUAUUUUUGGAAGUAAACCAGGACCUGGGACUCUGGGGACUGGCCUUGGUGCAGGAUUUGGAACAGCUCUUGGUGCUGGACAGGCAUCUUUGUUUGGGAACAACCAACCUAAGAUCGGAGGGCCUCUUGGUACAGGAGCCUUUGGGGCCCCUGGAUUUAAUACUACGACAGCUACUUUGGGCUUUGGAGCCCCCCAGGCCCCAGUAGCUUUGACAGAUCCCAAUGCUUCUGCUGCCCAGCAAGCUGUUCUCCAGCAGCAUAUCAAUAGUCUAACAUACUCACCUUUUGGAGAUUCUCCUCUCUUCCGGAAUCCCAUGUCAGACCCUAAAAAGAAAGAAGAGAGAUUGAAACCAACAAAUCCAGCAGCCCAGAAGGCUCUCACUACACCCACUCAUUAUAAACUAACACCCCGUCCAGCCACCAGAGUUCGACCAAAGGCUUUACAGACAACAGGCACAGCGAAGUCCCAUCUGUUUGAUGGGCUGGAUGAUGAUGAGCCAUCCUUAGCCAAUGGAGCAUUCAUGCCUAAGAAGAGCAUCAAGAAGUUGGUUUUGAAAAACCUUAACAACAGCAAUCUCUUUUCUCCUGUUAAUCGUGACUCCGAAGAUCUCGCUUCACCAUCUGAUUAUCCAGAAAAUGGGGAGAGGUUCAGUUUCCUGAGCAAACCUGUUGAUGAGAACCAUCAGCAGGAUGGAGAUGAUGAUUCUCUUGUGUCACGUUUUUAUACUAACCCUAUUGCCAAACCCAUUCCUCAAACCCCAGAGAGUGCUGGAAAUAAACACAACAGCAGUAGCAGUGUGGAUGAUACCAUUGUUGCACUAAACAUGCGUGCUGCCUUGCGAAAUGGGCUGGAAGGAAGCAGUGAAGAGACCUCUUUUCAUGAGGAGUCACUGCAGGAUGACAGAGAAGAAAUAGAAAAUAAUGCUUACCAUAUGCAUCCAGCAGGCAUUGUUCUCACUAAGGUUGGUUACUACACUAUUCCAUCUAUGGAUGACCUUGCCAAAAUUACCAAUGAAAAAGGAGAAUGCAUUGUCUCUGACUUCACUAUUGGUCGUAAAGGUUAUGGUUCAAUCUAUUUUGAAGGAGAUGUGAAUUUGACAAAUCUAAAUUUGGAUGAUAUUGUGCAUAUUCGAAGGAAAGAAGUGAUUGUCUACUUAGAUGAUAACCAAAAACCACCUGUGGGUGAAGGGCUAAAUAGGAAGGCCGAAGUUACACUGGAUGGAGUUUGGCCAACAGAUAAAACAUCUCGCUGUUUAAUAAAGAGCCCAGAUCGACUUGCUGAUAUGAACUAUGAGGGCAGAUUGGAAGCAGUUUCAAGGAAACAGGGAGCUCAAUUCAAAGAGUACCGUCCCGAAACAGGUUCUUGGGUGUUUAAGGUCUCCCAUUUCUCUAAGUAUGGCCUUCAGGAUUCUGAUGAAGAAGAGGAGGAACGGCCAUCCAAAACUAGUACAAAGAAGUUGAAGACUGCCCCUUUGCCUCCUGCAGGCCAGGCCACCCCAUUCCAGAUGGCUCUUAAUGGCAAGCCAGCACCUCCACCCCAGAGCCAGAGCCCAGAGGUGGAGCAGUUAGGGAGGGUUGUGGAACUGGACAGUGACAUGGUAGAUAUCACCCAGGAGCCAGUUUUGGAUUCCGUGUUAGAAGAGUGCGUGCCUGAGGAUCAGGAACCUGUGUCUGCCUCAACACACAUUGCAUCUUCACUGGGAAUUAAUCCACAUGUCUUACAGAUCAUGAAAGCAUCAUUGCUUGCUGAUGAAGAAGAUGUAGAUAUGGUCAUGGAUCAACGCUUCAGUCACCUUCCUUCUAAGACAGAUACUUCUCAAGAAAUCUGUUCUCCCAGACUCCCCAUUUCAGCAUCCCACUCGUCAAAAUCCCGUUCUUUAGUUGGUGGGUUACUACAAUCAAAGUUUACUAGUGGAGCUUUUCUUUCACCAAGUGCCUCUGUACAAGAAUGUCGCACCCCCAGAGCAACGUCUUUGAUGAAUAUUCCAUCCACAUGCCCUUGGUCUGUCCCUCCACCCCUCACCUCUGUGUUUACGGUGCCCAGCCCAGCCCCUGAAGUUCAGUUGAAAACCGUGGGUACACGUAGACAACCAGGCCUAGUCCCUCUUGAAAAGUCUGUCACCUAUGGCAAGGGGAAACUCUUGAUGGAUAUGGCUCUGUUUAUGGGACGCUCAUUUCGAGUUGGUUGGGGCCCCAACUGGACUCUUGCUAAUAGUGGAGAACAGCUGAGUGGCUGUCAUGAACUGGAAAAUCAUCAAAAUGCUGAUUCUAUGGAAUAUGGAUUCCUGCCUAAUCCAGUAGCUGUUAAAUCCCUAACAGAGUCUCCAUUCAAAGUUCGUUUGGAAAAACUCAGUUUGAGACAAAAGCCAGAUGAAGACCUGCAGUUAUACCAAAUACCUCUGGAGCUCAAAUUAAAGCACAGCACUGUCCAUGUAGAUGAGCUGUGUCCUCUCAUUGUCCCUAAUCCAGGAGUUGCUGUCAUUCAUGACUAUGCAAAUUGGGUUAAGAAAGCAUCUGGAGACUUUUUGGAAGCACAAAUUGUGAAGCACUGGAGCCUAGCAUGGACAUUAUGUGAAGCCUUAUGGGGCCACCUGAAGGAGACUGACAGCCAGCUGGAUGAACCCAAUGAAUACAUUCAGAUUCUGGAGCGAAGAAGAACUUUCUCUCGCUGGCUAUCCUAUACUGCCGCACCUCAAAUUGAGGAGGAAGUCUCCUUAACCCGAAAAGACAAGCCUGUGGAGGCUGUCUUCAGCUACCUCACAGGCAAGAGGAUCAGUGAGGCCUGCUCUCUGGCCCAGCAGUCAGGUGAUCAUCGUCUUGCCCUUCUUUUAUCCCAAUUGGUGGGCAGCCAGUCGAUCCGGGAGCUGCUUACCAUGCAGCUGGUGGAUUGGCAUCAGCUCCAGGCUAACUCUUUCAUCCAGGACGAGAGACUGCGGAUCUUUGCCUUGUUGGCUGGAAAACCGGUAUGGCAGGUCUCCGAAGAGAGGCAAAUCAACGUGUGCUCACAGUUGGACUGGAAACGCUCCCUGGCUGUCCAUCUUUGGUAUUUGCUUCCACCGACAGCCUCCAUUUCCAGGGCACUCAGCAUGUACGAAGAAGCAUUUCAGAAUUCUUCUGAGGCUGAGAGUUAUGCCUGCUCCCCACUUCCUUCAUACCUAGAAGGCUCUGGCUGUGUGAUAGAGGAGGAGAAAAACUCACAGAGACCACUUCAAGAUGUCUGCUUUCACCUUCUAAAACUCUACAGUGACAGACAUUAUGAUCUCAACCAGCUGUUGGAGCCUCGAAGCGUAACAGCAGAUCCUUUGGAUUACCGCCUAAGCUGGCACUUGUGGGAGGUGCUGCGGGCUCUUAACUAUACUCAUCUCUCAGACCAGUGUGAGGGUGUGCUACAGGCCAGUUUUGCUGGCCAACUGGAAAGUGAGGGCCUCUGGGAGUGGGCCAUCUUUGUCUUCCUGCAUAUUGACAACUCAAGCGUGCGUGAGAAUGCUGUUCGAGAGCUGCUUACCCGGCACUGCCAACUAUUGGAGACCCCUGAGUCUUGGGCUAAGGAGACUUUCCUGACCCAAAAGCUUUGUGUGCCUGCUGAGUGGAUUAAUGAGGCCAAAGCAGUGAGAGCACACAUGGAAUCUGACAAGCAUUUGGAGGCCCUCUAUUUGUUUAAAGCUGGACACUGGAACCGCUGCCACAAACUCAUCAUCAGGCACUUAGCUUCUGAUGCCAUCAUUAAUGAGAACUAUGACUACCUGAAGGGGUUCUUGGAAGACCUGGCACCUCCAGAGCGCAGCAGCCUAAUCCAGGACUGGGAAACAUCAGGACUUGUUUACUUGGACUAUAUUCGGGUCAUGGAGAUGCUUCACCAGAUACAGCAGAUGGAUUGCUCAGUUUAUGAGAUGGAGCAGUUACACACCAAAGUGACCUCACUGUGCAACCGCAUACAGCAGAUCCAGUGUUACAAUGCCAAGGAUCGCCUGGCCCAGUCAGACAUGGCCAAACGUGUAGCCAACCUGCUGCGGGUGGUAUGGAGCCUUCGGCAUGCCCCUGAUGCAACCUCCGACUCAACACCAGACCCUCAGCGAGUCCCUUUGCGUCUCUUGGCUCCCCACGUUGGCCGACUCCCCAUGCCUGAGGACUAUGCCUUGGAGGAACUGCGUGGUCUCACACAGUCCUACCUGCGAGAAUUGACUGUUGGAAGCCAGUGAACCCCAAGUUCCUCCCAACACACUCACAUGCUUGUUCACACUCACCACACAAAGAUCCUUUGCAUUGAGUUGAUUGGCACUGUUUGCCAUUCUCUUGGUUAGCUGUGGAAUCCAUCCUGUUUUCCUGCUGCCCCAAGCAGCAGCCUCCAUUUGUUCAGGGCUUUUCUUACUGAACAAAACGUAAGGGCUUUUGGAACCCAAAAAGGAGUCAAGCCUCUUUUUACCAUCCUUAAAAAACCAUUCUUUUUUUUUUUUUUUCUUUU
Panthera uncia (snow leopard) is the source of this 10014-nucleotide messenger RNA. It is a transcript of the gene NUP98, whose product is annotated as nucleoporin 98 and 96 precursor. The transcript is spliced from 32 exons. Gene Ontology annotation, cellular component: nuclear pore cytoplasmic filaments; nuclear pore. Bases 4301 to 9751 code for a protein of 1816 amino acids. Gene Ontology annotation, molecular function: structural constituent of nuclear pore. The record is from RefSeq and is a predicted model, not a curated record. Lineage: Eukaryota; Metazoa; Chordata; Mammalia; Carnivora; Felidae. Gene Ontology annotation, biological process: RNA export from nucleus; post-transcriptional tethering of RNA polymerase II gene DNA at nuclear periphery; protein import into nucleus.